Physcomitrium patens is the source of this 1832-nucleotide messenger RNA. RefSeq names its product single myb histone 4. Gene Ontology annotation, biological process: nucleosome assembly. The record is from RefSeq and is a predicted model, not a curated record. Gene Ontology annotation, cellular component: nucleosome. NCBI's taxonomy places the organism in Eukaryota, Viridiplantae, Streptophyta, Bryopsida, Funariales, Funariaceae. Gene Ontology annotation, molecular function: double-stranded telomeric DNA binding.
CAGCCCUCGAACACAAAGGGAAUUAAAUUACUGUAGUGGCAAGUGCGUAAAGGCUGAGGCCCGCGGAGCUUCGAAGAAACAUCAUCCUUCUUCGAGGGAGACGAGCCACGAGCGACGAGGCAUCAGGCAGCAGCACAGACUGCGCACGAGAGAGAAAGAGAGGCAGUCAGUGAGCGAGCGCGCAAGGAAAGAGAGUGCGGGAAUGCGUUGACCAUUGUUUUCCGAGGGAGAGUUAUCAUGGCGGGUGUUUCUAUAACGUAGCUUGGUUGUGACACGACUACGACCGCUGAUUAGAUCACUACUCUUGAUGAGUGACCUCAUAUCGCCCCCACACCCUCGGAGCCGUGUUAUCUGCGCGAGAGCGUCUCGAUGACCAUACUCCCCGCACCUUAGGGUUUCGUCGUUAUAGUCCAGUCAUGGGAGCUCCUAAACAAAAGUGGACUGCGGAGGAAGAGGCUGCUCUCCGCGCUGGUGUCGAGAAAUAUGGACCUGGGAAAUGGAGAGCGAUUCAAAAGGACUCUAAGUUCGGCCCUUGUCUCACCUCUCGUUCCAACGUCGACCUUAAGGAUAAAUGGCGGAACAUGAGUGUAAGUGCCAAUGGGCUUGGUUCAGCAAGGAAGCCCUUGGCCAUCACUGGUGGGCCAGGGAUGAUGACCUUGAUGGAGGAUGCAGUAUCGGUGCUUCCUUUGGCUGUUUUACCGCCAAUAGAUGAUGCACAAGCUCUGAAAAGGGAGAGCGCGGAUACAUCUGGGGAUCGCAAGUCACUUGGUUCCAGAUAUGACGAUAUGGUCUUUGAAGCUGUGAUGGGGCUGAAAGAAACAUAUGGAUCCAGCAACGCCUCCAUUGCAAGCUACAUCGAGGAGCGGCAUGCAGUACCUUCAAACUUUCGGAGGCUGCUAACAACGAAACUGAAGGAGCUAGCUCUAGCAGGGAAGUUAGUAAAGGUACGGCAGAAUUAUAAGAUGAAUGAAGGAAACGAAAGUCCAGCACCGGUUGUGGAGGAGCCCGAAUACAGGGAAAGGGAGAAUACCAUCGUAGUCAAUGAUGGCCGUGUACAGAAGGAGUCUCGGUUGAGACGGCAGGAUGUUCAGAUCGAGGAGAGCAACAAGCGACAUCCUUCACGGCUUCCCAGAGAUUCGUGGGACCCUAGAGAUAGCUCAAAGAAGUUAAGGCCCGAGAGUCAGCCGUAUAAAAAGCCCAAAACGGACAUUGAGCACCUUGCAAGGGCCAGGGCAAAGACCGCUGAGGAGGCUGCUCGAGCAGCUGCCGUGGCUGUGGCCGAAGCAGAGGCCGCUGCAGCCGCUGCUGAAGCUGCUGCCAGAGAAGCCGAAGCUGCGGAAGCCGAAGCGGAGGCUCUGGAAGCUGCUGCGGAGGUUGCUGCUGCAGCAGCAAUCAGGCCUCAAAAGAAAUUGCAAGGGAUGGCAAUGAUGCAGGAAGUUGCAGUAAACGGGUAAGCAAUUUACCAUUGGUCCCCGACGUGCGUUGCGAACCCUAUCAGAUGGGAUGAAGUCAACAACGACUAGGUUACGACAAGUCCUUCAUGGCAGGGUAACUGUAAUGUAGACCAUCCGGCUUGUUUAUAUAGUGGCCACCUAAUUUAGAUCUAAUUUACCAUGGGAAUUGGAAUCAGCAACGCCAGGUUUGGUAUUUUACUGCUUUGAGUUUUUCAGGGGUUGGUAGCUUUUCUGGCUCAGCAUUUGUAUCUUAAAAGGAUAGUGUACUUUGUGAAGGCUCUAUGCACGACAGCGACUCUCUGUGUUGUAAAUUUCUUAUUCAAUCCUUCAAGGUUCGUUGGUUAUCAAAAUCUUUAUCUUGCCCAGCGUUCUUGAGAA